AUGGCUGCCUCUGGCGGCGCGUCCUCAAUUUCCGUGACAGUUAGGGUGCGGCCAUUUACCAUCCGUGAAGCUGCCCAGCUUACAAAAUGCGACGAUGGCCCGCUAUUCCUUGGUGAUGGCUCGUUGGCUGGCGUUUCCACCCCCAAGCUUCAGCAGAAAGGGAUCCGAUCCGUGAUCAAAGUGGUGGACAGUAAAUGUUUAGUUUUCGACCCUCCAGAAGAUAACCCAGUCCAUCGAUUCUCGAGAAGCGUCGUGCCCAAUGGAAAGCGUGUCAAGGAUCAGACCUUUAUGUUUGAUAAGGUAUUUGAUGAGAACACGACUCAGGGAGAAGUGUAUGAAGCAACAACACGCAGUCUCCUUGAUAGUGUCCUGGACGGGUACAAUGCCACGGUGUUCGCAUACGGAGCCACUGGUUGCGGAAAGACUCACACGAUCACCGGAACCACCCAACAACCAGGAAUAAUAUUUCUAACCAUGCAAGAAUUAUUCGAACGUAUUGCUGAACGAUCUGGUGAAAAGGUAACAGAGGUUUCCCUUUCCUACCUCGAAAUAUACAACGAAACCAUUCGAGAUUUGCUCGUCAGUGGCGGACCCAAAGGUGGCCUCAUGCUUCGGGAAGAUGCCAAACAGUCAGUUUCCGUGGCUGGUCUGUCUAGCCACCAUCCUCAAAACGUACAAGAAGUAAUGGACAUGAUCAUGAGAGGGAACGAAUGCCGAACUAUGUCUCCGACAGACGCCAACGCGACAUCUUCACGGUCUCAUGCUGUCCUGCAAAUUAACAUUGCACAAAAGGACCGAAACGCUGACAUUAAUGAGCCUCAUACGAUGGCCACCCUCAGUAUCAUCGACUUGGCUGGAAGUGAACGUGCAAGCGCGACUAAGAACCGCGGAGAGAGACUAAUUGAGGGUGCUAAUAUCAACAAAUCUCUCCUUGCAUUAGGGAGCUGCAUCAACGCUCUUUGCGAUCCAAGGAAACGUAACCAUGUUCCUUACCGCAACUCAAAACUUACCCGAUUGUUGAAAUUCUCCCUUGGAGGAAAUUGCAAAACCGUGAUGAUUGUCUGCGUCAGUCCAUCAAGCCAACAUUUCGAUGAGACCCAGAAUACCCUCCGAUAUGCGAAUCGGGCCAAGAAUAUCCAGACCAAGGUUACCAGAAACGUGUACAAUGUUAACCGCCACGUUAAAGACUUCCUCGUGAAAAUUGAUGAGCAAAUGGCUCUGAUCAACGAACUCAAACAACAGCAGAAAGAUUACGAAAAUAUUGCAUUUGCGAAAUUCAAAAAGCAGACAGAGAAAAGAGAUGGGAUUGCCCGAGAAGGGGUCUCACGCCUUCGCAGCGCUUAUGAGCAUGCGGCGCCUGAAAGGCAGGAAAAGGUCAAUAGUAUGCUACGCCUAAGGCAAAUUAGCCGUCGUAUCGCCUUGCUUUCCUCGUGGAUAGCGGCGUUUGAUGGCGUAUGUGCUAGCAGAGAGGGUAGGGGUGGGUUAGGGAAUCUCCAAGCGGUUCGAAAAACUGCCCAAGGAAUUCUGCUUGAGUUGGAGGGUAGCCGUCAACACUAUCAUCAACGACUUGCCAAAUGCAACUGGGAACGAGGACUGAAUUCAGCAUUGGAAAACGGCAUCAGGCAGCUCAAAGAGGUCGACACCGGGGACCACAUGGAUAUGGAGAACUUAAAGCGAGAAGCUGAGCUCUUGAAAUCCCAAGCAGAAAGAGAUGCAUUGAGCCAGGUGUCUGAGCAGGAAAAGGCUGGAGACAUGGAAACGAUGCAGAUGUUGUUACAAGCAAAUUUCGAGACGAUUGUCGCCAUCGAGGAAAUAACUCAACUCAGCGAAGAUGAAGCAAUUGAAAUCGGCAAAAGUAUUCUCGGGAAACUUUUACAAACAUGCACGGUUACCGCAACGCAGGUAGUCAAGCCUGAUGGAAGCCCCAUCCGGCUUGCAGCCACGCCUACAUUCAAAUUAGGAAGUCCAAAAAAGCGAAAGAAGUUCAGUCUAGGGGGUGGAGUCGCACUGCCUAGACCUGUUCGUCUCUCUUUGAUUCCUGCAUCUCAAUCGCCAGCAAAGGCCUCUCCAAGGAAGAGAAAAGUCGCUGCUCCGAAAAAGGCAGUGGCUUUUACGCCAAAGAAAACCACAAAACCUCCCAAAAGAAGCGUUAGAUGGAAGGAUGAUGUUGAAGACGGGGUAUUAGCCGAAUUCGAAAAGACGCCACAGAGACAGCAACCGUCACCACCACAGCCUUCGUCAUGCGAAUCUACAUUACCACCAGUUCCUAGUAUGGUUUCCGCUAUUCCGCUACCGACAGCUGGUGGCUCGAGGGAAUCGUCACCAAUCCCGGCUCCUCCAGAAUUAAACGCAAUCAAUGUCAAGAAUAGUAGUCGAUUUAAGCCCGGCUUCUUAUCAAAACGGGCAAACGGGUCUCCGAUACCACCUCCUCCUAGUUUGACCAAGCUUUCAUCAUCCGACAGCGAAGGCUCGCCGCUGCGACAGAUUGAGAACGGCAGCUCUAUCAAACGGCAGUCCAUCGAACGGUCCAGUAUUGGCCAAUCAUCGGACAAUGAGGAAAAUUGGAAAAUCGACAAGUUUGAAGCGAUGCGAAUCAACUCAGCCAUUAGGCGUAUUUCAGGAAGCCAUGGCGGAAGCAUCAAUUCCGGGGCAGCCAUGUCUCGAAUUCGCCGGCGCAGCCGAAGUCCCACGGCAGCGUCAUCUAGCCCUAUCAAUAACGAAACUACGAUGUUCACCGCAUCACAGGCAAGGCGGAUGGUAAAAAGCGAGAAAGAUCAUGACUUAAGAGUCAACGUGCUGAGCCCUCGAACUCUGCCUGUGAUGAAAAACCCGGGACAGCGGCGCAUCAGCUCUGCGGAGGUUAGACCUCGUGAAAUCAUUGCGGGUAGAGAACACGUUCGGUACAGCGCAACAGCAAUUCCAGCUGGUGGAAGUUUGCGAGGGAGCCCCCGGGGAUCAGGAGAUGGAGUAUAUCGAUAG
Uncinocarpus reesii 1704 is the source of this 2979-nucleotide messenger RNA. RefSeq lists its product as uncharacterized. Gene Ontology annotation, molecular function: microtubule motor activity; microtubule binding; ATP binding. The record is from RefSeq and is a predicted model, not a curated record. Gene Ontology annotation, biological process: microtubule-based movement. The coding region runs from base 1 to 2979 and encodes 992 amino acids. NCBI's taxonomy places the organism in Eukaryota, Fungi, Ascomycota, Eurotiomycetes, Onygenales, Onygenaceae. The transcript is spliced from 2 exons.